UCUUAUCUUCAGUGUAUGUGUAUCCGAUCCAAUCAAAGCCUUUACCACGCUGCCCAUCACGAACACACGAACCCCAUAUUGUUUCUUACGUCGCGUUGUCCAUCCUGCAUCAAUUUUGCAUUUUGCGAAAUGUGCACGUAUCUUUAUCUUCCUGUAAAUUCUAAAGUUUAAAUGCGACAAAAGCCAUACUGUGUUCCUGCUCAUCGUUUAAUCAAGAACAGCGUCGUGACAGUAUCUAUGCCUUUGGCUCACGCCAUGUGCAUAAGAAUAGUAUUUUCAGAAAUUGGUGGUGGUGCUAGGGGCGAUAUUGCCAUAGUGCAUGAAAAGUGCCUGACGCCGAGAAGAAACGGGUGUGGUGGCCACCAUAUAAGCAGCAAGUACCGGAUAAGCAGUACGAUAAGGGAAGUGUUUCUGAGGACGAUCUUGUACUUUUUGAAGUUAGGAGGAUGUGAUAUUUGGCAGUUAGCCACAAUUAUUUGGGAACUAGACAAGAGAAGAAGGCAUUCAAAACUUCAUUUCUUAACAAGAUUGUAAUAAGGGCUGUUCUUUCUGGCACCAAUGCUACCAAAAAAGAAGUGUGAAGAAGAUGCCAUUAAAACUUGGUUAAAGCUUGCACCAAAAAGAUAUAAAACAAAAUAUUCAUAUAUCUUUUUUAUCCUCAGUAGUAGUUGUAGUAGUAGAAGGUAAUAUUGUGUUAACUAAAAACAACAUUCUACUUUGAUUUUCUACUCAACAUUCUUUUUUUUUGUUAGACAGUGUCACAAAGUGAAAGGAACUAUACGAAAGUUAUUAGUGAGCAUCAGUCAUUAGACAUGUUUGAAAGGAAGUUCAACAAAUAUUUAAUAAAAUAAAUACCUCUCAGGUUGUGGCUUCAUCUCAACAACAGUGUUGUAGAGUCAUGUAAUUCAAAUUUUGAGAAAUGUGAGACAUUUAGAGCAUGAUUUUGACAAUAGUAAUAAUAUUGAACAUAUUGAACAAGAUCUAUGCAACACCUAUAUGCGAGGUAGAUGUAGAUUCCUCACAUCUGUGCGGCUCUAAGGACCCAAGAAUACAUCAAUGUUUAAUCUGAUGCUCACAAAACGAUUGUUUCAUUCACUAAGAUCAAUUUAAUUAGAAAGCUAAUAUGCAAUGAAAUGUAUUAAAACAUAUCUGCAAAAGUUGUAUCUAUUUUCUUAUUUAUAUACAGUAAUGGACAAAAGUAUAUAGACAAAUUAAUAUUGUGCUGUAUUUUUUUUUAACUUGUUUUAUUAAUACACCAACCUGUAUACAUAAUUCGUUAUAGCAUAAUACUCACUUAUACAUAAAUAAAUUCAUUAGACUAACUUCAAUAAAAAAUUAAUUGAAAAAACUGGAACUAUGAAGGACAAAUGUAUAUAGGCAAAGCAAAACAAUUAUAGAAAAAAGAAGCAAAUUGAAUUAUAGGAAACCAACCAUGUUUGUGUUAAUAUUUUGUAGCAUAACCAUUAUUAUCAAUCACCGCCUGGCAUCGAUUGUAGAAGUUUUUUGUUAUACGAUUCAUCAAUCUGUUUCCACUGUUGCUCUAAAGCGGCACAAAGUUCCUCAUUGUUUGAAUAAUUUUUAUCUCGUAUUUGCUUAUCUAAGUAUUCUCAUAGAUUUUCAAUGGGGUUUAUAUCGGGAGACUGUGAAGGCCAUUUGAGAACUGGUAUUUUUUCAUCCAGAAAGAAUUUCUUUGCGAGACUUGAAGUGUGCUCCGGGUCAUUAUCUUGCUGGAAGAUUGAUCUUAAGGGCAUAUUGUCUUCCAUAUAGUGUAACAUGACAUGCUUUAGUAUGUCUGUGUAUACAAACUUAUCUAUAAUGCCAUCUAUUCUAUGUAAAGGUCCCAUCCGAAACCCCGAAAAGCACCCCCAAACCAUAACAGACCCGCCUCCAUGUUUGACAGUGGGCAAAGUGUACUUGGGGUUCAAUCUUUGUCCACCAGGACUUCUAACGUAAUGAACACCAUCUGAUCCAAACAUAUUGAACUUGGGUUCGUCACUGAAACAUACCCUCUUCCACUCACAGAUGCUCCAAUCAAGAUGCAACCGUGCAAAUUGUAAUCGGUCCUUACGGUUUUUCCUCGAGAUUAGCGACUUCUUACUCGGGCGACUUGCAAAUAACUUCAAAUCAUUUAAUCUUCUAUAGUUUUCGUAGAAACACUGACAAUUCCAUUUGUAUCGAUUUCGGCUUUUGUCUUGGGGUUUUAAACGGAUCUUUGGACAAAAUUACUUUUAUUAAUCUAAAUGAUUUAGCAUUCUAUUUCUAGGCCCCACUUCUCUUAGAGGCUUUCAAGAUACCUUUUUGUUUAUAUUUGUUCAAUAUUGCCCAAACGUUGACCAUCUUUGUAUAACUCAAUGAUCUUAGUUUUCACAUCGCAAGAAAUUUCUGGACCACGCGGCAUGGUCUUAAAAUCACUCAUAUUAUUCCACAGUACUUGAUGAACACAAACUAAUCCUCUUCUGACACGAAACUGUACUAAACUAAUGUUGAAAAGAAGUUGUCUACAUAUUUUUGUCCCUCAUAAAAAGUGCUUUAUAUUCAAACUUGUAUUGUGUUCAUUGCAGAUAAUGUAAAAACAAGGAAUUUAGUUUAUCUACUAAUAACGCAUUUGUUUAUGGAGCAAUGAAGUAUGAAUUCGUUUUCUAAAGGUAUUUAGGUAAAUAUUCAAAUUUGUCUAUAUACUUUUGUCUAUUACUGUAUGUAUAUAAGUUAAUAUAUAAUCUUAUCAGUAUUCAUUUAUUUUUAAAUCUCACAUAAAAUGUAUGAGCAGAUAUGGUGGUUUGUAUUUAAAGCAAUCAGUGAAACGUUGUUAACAAGACAUAUUUAGAACUAAAAUGCUUACAACUUUGAAAAAAAUUGGACAACUCAGGUUUUUAAGAAGUUAUUAUGACUAUUCAAGUAGUUAUUUCAAAUAAAAUUACUAUAUUCUUAAUCCUUCAUUUUUUGUGCCCUUACAAUCCGAACCACAUAAUUUAAAUACUGUAUAUGGUAAACAUUUCUUCCACCACAGUACAAUAACAUUUGAAGAGUUGAGUGGAUGAAGGUGGGUAGUAAUAUUUGGGUUAAAAUGAGUUCAGUAUGUUUGGUGAAGGCUACAAGUGAUAUUCUGUCUUUAAAACUGGUUGUUAACAAUAACAGUAUGAGCAACUUGUUUUCCGGACAUAGUACUACUUCUAGGUUUCGCCAAAUAUAUUGAACUCAUUUUUGAUCCAAAUGUUAUUUACCAGUUAAUCAUUACGUGAAAUCGUCGUCAGAUCGUGACGUCGAUU
Acanthoscelides obtectus is the source of this 3266-nucleotide messenger RNA. The record is from the annotation of a GenBank genome assembly. Lineage: Eukaryota; Metazoa; Arthropoda; Insecta; Coleoptera; Chrysomelidae.